Molecule: messenger RNA, 1188 nt
Organism: Micromonas commoda
Lineage: Eukaryota; Viridiplantae; Chlorophyta; Mamiellophyceae; Mamiellales; Mamiellaceae
Product: Phosphate:Na+ symporter
Exons: 2
Coding region: 1-1188 (395 amino acids)
Biological process (GO): sodium-dependent phosphate transport
Cellular component (GO): membrane
Molecular function (GO): sodium:phosphate symporter activity
Source: RefSeq, a predicted model, not a curated record
AUGACCCCCGAAGAAGCGCGCGACGCCGCCAGGCAGGCGAAAUGGCUCGUGCCCUCCAACGACGACCCGAAACUCAAGGUUGCUCUCACCCUCGCUGUCUUCUUCUGCAUCUGGGUGUUCCUUCUCACCCUCUCCAUCAUGGGCACCGGUUUCAAGCUCCUCGGAGGCAAGGACUCUGCCAAGAUGUUCGACGUCGCGGACAACCCAAUCUCUGCCCUCCUGAUUGGUGUGCUCGCCACCGUGCUCGUCCAGUCUUCCUCGACCACUACCUCCAUCAUUGUCGCCAUGGUUGGUGCCGAUGAGCUCUCCGUCAACAUCGCCAUCUUCAUGGUCAUGGGUGCCAACAUCGGUACUUCCGUCACCAACACCAUCGUCGCCAUGGGCCACUUCGCAAACCAGGAUGACCUCCGCCGCGGCUUCGCCGCCGCCACCGUGCACGACAUUUUCAAUAUGCUCAACGUAUUGAUCUUCCUUCCCCUCAACUGGAUCUACCCCUUCCUCGCGAAGAUGACCUACGAGAUGGCCAAGGACCAGAAGCCCUGCGAGGGUGACAAAUGCAAGAAGACUGAGUUCCUCGGUCCUUACAUCUCCCCGUACUCCAAGGGCGUCGCCAACUACGACAAGAAGAUGACCGACAACGGCGCGGGUACCUUCCUCACCAUCGUCUCCCUCAUCUCGCUCUGCUCGUGCCUCUUCUGCAUCGUGUACAUGCUCCAGAUCAUCAUGAAGGGCGCCGCUGCACGCGUGCUCCAGAAGGUGGUUGGCUUCAAUGGCUACCUCAACAUCGCCAUCGGCUGUUUCAUCACCAUCAUGGUGCAGUCCUCCUCCAUCACCACCUCCACCCUCACCCCCCUCGCGGCCGUGGGUAUCAUUUCCCUCAACGAUAUGUUUCCCCUCACCCUCGGCGCCAACAUCGGCACCACCCUCACCGGCAUCAUGUCCGCCUCCGUCGUCACCUCCAACCCCGUCAACGGCUGGCAAGUUGCGCUUGCUCACCUCUUCUUCAACAUCUUUGGUACCCUCAUCUGGUAUCCAAUCCCCAAGGUUCGUGAGAUUCCCCUCAGGGCCGCCCGGUUCCUCGGCCACUGCACUGCCCACCCCCAGUACGGCAGCCUUUUCCCCUUCGUCUACGUCUCGAUGGCCUUCUUCAUCAUCCCCGGCAUCGCGUACGGCAUCGCCUCUGCAUAA